UCCUCUCUCCCCUUCCACAACAGUGAAUGCGACACAUAUCCCAGUCCUGUCUGCAAGAAUCAGGCCAACUUCGUACCAGGCUAUAACUUCAUCGGGGAAGGAGUUGAUAUCACCACUCUGGAGAAGAAAGGAGCUUAUGUGGUGGAUAUCAGCAAGUGGCAGGGACCCAACGGGACGUGUACCCUGUGUCGGAAUCAUAAGAUGGGUGAGAAGCUGCAGAGACUCCCCCUGGUUGGGGUGGACUGGCGGGAGAAGGAAACCUGCCAACGACAAGCAAGCAACUUUGUGGAUGAGUUAGACAUAGAUGUGGCCAACGCAGUAGCCAAAGAAGUGAAGAAUGACUGGAAAAUGGAGUUGGCUGAGGAUUUCAUGAAGGAGGACUUGGGGUUCUCCAAAGCCCAGGUGGCUUUUGCUGGCUCUCACUCCAACAUGGCCAUUUUUGCACAUCAGAAAACCCGCGAGGACAGAUACAGCUUUCUGAGGAAUGAGAUCGAAUGCGAACAUUACAGUCUGAGACUUCAGCAGAAUCCUCUGCUGUCCUUCCAUUUUGCUUGGGCCAUCGGCAGGUUGCCUCCCUAUCACGAUCCUGAGGAAUACCAGAAUUUCAUCAACAUCUACGGCACCCAUUAUAUCAACCGGGUGUAUCUGGGCGGGCGAGCCCGCUAUUUGCUGGCCUUUAAAACGUGUGCCAUGAGCUUAAUGGGGUUCACGGCGGAGAAAGUCAAGGCCUGUUUGGAUUUGGAGACAUCCCUGAAACGUAAAGGGCUUUGGGGAGCUGUCUCCUUCCAUUCCGAAUGUGCCAAGCUCUGGUUUGGGAAAUCUAAACCCAGCUUCUACGACCUUUAUAUGACCCAGCACACCGAGUUGAUAGGAGGUCACAUACAGAUGCUCUUCUCGGACAGCAGAGACAUGCACCAUCUCUCCGAGUGGAUGGAGAGCACCAAAAGGACACCCGGGCUGGUGUCUUAUUCCCUUUUGUCUCUACACACCUUGUUGAACAAGACGGAUCCCAGGAGAGAUUUUUUGAAGCAAGCCACUGUGAGCUACAUCAAACGGAGAGCCCUAAGGAGAGAUUGUCGUCAAAGCUGUCCCGAGAAUAACUUCAACAGCUGGGUCCGAAGGUGCACCUGCAUGUGUAUACCGAACGGUAUCAUCAACGACAAAUGUUGUGGCACCGAGCGGGGCAGGGCGUACCUCAAGUUCCAUGUGGACAGCGGAUCCGGUCUUUGGGGUGACCAUUUUUCCUCCACCGAUGCCUAUGUCAAAUUUUUUUUUCAAAACCAGGAAAGGCGCACUAGGGUCAUCGGUGGGAACAACGAUCCUCAGUGGUCGGAAAAUCUGGACUUUGGGGCUAUCACGUUGGAGGGCAACGACAAGUUUGUGGUGGAAGUUUGGGACAGCGAUGUUUGGCACGAUGACCUCUUGCAUAGAUGUCACGGGAGGUUGAGGUCAGGUCUUAGCAACUGGCAAAAAUGCUACCUCCGUUACGGACACGUUAAGUUCUAUUACGUGUUGAUGUGUGCCCCCACUCUGACCGGGUCCAGCUGCCAUGACUACGUCCCUUUGCAUCUGCCAACCUCCUAUUUCAACAACACUAAUACCAAUUGGGAAACUUCAUGGUCACACAAAUUUCGUGCCUAGGGACUGCAUGGGUAGGGCUCAUCCUGAUAAAUUAAGGCAUUAUUCAGAAUUGGAAGGAAUCUGUUAUGAUGUCCCUAUGAAUUUUCUUCUAUGCAACAACUGGGAAAGAGUUGUGGAACAGAUGAUUCCUACACAAUGUACUUGUAGUCCUCAAUU
Molecule: messenger RNA, 1797 nt
Organism: Protobothrops mucrosquamatus (brown spotted pit viper)
Lineage: Eukaryota; Metazoa; Chordata; Lepidosauria; Squamata; Viperidae
Product: perforin-1-like
Exons: 2
Source: RefSeq, a predicted model, not a curated record